Molecule: messenger RNA, 1311 nt
Organism: Populus nigra (black poplar)
Lineage: Eukaryota; Viridiplantae; Streptophyta; Magnoliopsida; Malpighiales; Salicaceae
Product: COMPASS-like H3K4 histone methylase component WDR5A
Exons: 2
Coding region: 167-1120 (317 amino acids)
Cellular component (GO): Set1C/COMPASS complex
Molecular function (GO): histone binding
Source: RefSeq, a predicted model, not a curated record
AGCCAUUUACCGGGUGGGUAGUAAAUAGUAAUAAAACGUGAGUCCUCCCUCUCUUCCCAAAUCAUCCCUCUUCUCUGUCGUAAACGUCUGUCCCUCACUCUCUUCCCUUACCAGGUAAAGCCCUAAACCCUUUCAAGAGAAAAACCCUCUCAACAAUAAAAACAAAAUGCCAGACCCAAUUGAGUCCUACAAACCCUACACCCUAACCCAAACCCUACAAGGCCACAAAUCCUCCAUCUCCUCCGUCAAAUUCUCCUCCGACGGCCGUCUCCUCGGCUCUUCCUCCGCUGACAAAACCAUCAAAACCUAUUCUCUCUCCCCAUCUAAUCCUCCCACUUCCCCGAUCACUCCUCUCCAUGACUUCCAUGGCCACGAACAAGGCGUCUCCGACCUUGCUUUCUCCUCUGAUUCCCGCUUCAUUGUCUCUGCCUCCGACGACAAAACCCUCCGCCUCUGGGACGUCACAACUGGGUCCACCAUCAAAACCCUCCACGGGCACACCAAUUAUGUGUUUUGCGUCAGCUUUAACCCAAAUUCCAGUAUGAUUGUUUCGGGUUCUUUUGAUGAGACUGUUAGAAUUUGGGAUGUGAAGAGUGGAAAGUGUUUGAAGGUGUUGCCUGCCCAUUCUGAUCCAGUUACAUGUGUUGAUUUUAAUAGAGAUGGUUCGCUUAUUGUAUCCAGCAGUUAUGAUGGCUUGUGUAGGAUCUGGGAUUCUGGGACUGGUCAUUGUAUCAAGACUUUGAUUGAUGAUGAAAAUCCACCCGUUUCCUUCGUUAAGUUCUCGCCUAAUGGAAAUUUUAUUCUUGUUGGCACUUUGGAUAACAAUUUGAGGCUUUGGAAUUUUUCAACUGGGAAAUUUCUGAAGACAUACACUGGGCAUGCCAAUACGAAAUACUGUAUUUCGCCCGCCUUUUCCAUAACAAAUGGAAUGUACAUUGUUGGUGGUUCUGAGGAUAAUUGUAUGUACUUGUGGGAGCUUCAAAGCAGGAAAAUAGUACAGAAAUUGGAAGGUCACACUGAUACAGUUAUAUCAGUAGCAUGCCAUCCCACCCAGAACAUGAUCGCAUCUGGUGCAAUAGGCAGUGACAAGACUGUGAAGAUCUGGACUCAGGAAAAAUGAGGAUUUUUUUUCCUCCGCUAGCGGCUGAGGGAAAUGUUUUGCUCGAUGGCUGAAGCUUCUGCAUUUUCCCAGAUCCUUAUCCUAUUGACAUGCUUGUAGUUUUGAUUCAUUUAACUACUGUUCAUGUACUCCGAGUAUUUGGUGGAACUCAGUUGUCAAAACUUUUUAUUUAUGUAAUUAUUGUUAAUUCC